Molecule: messenger RNA, 331 nt
Organism: Racocetra persica
Lineage: Eukaryota; Fungi; Glomeromycota; Glomeromycetes; Diversisporales; Gigasporaceae
Source: the annotation of a GenBank genome assembly
UCAAUAAUUCAUGAAUCAAUAUAUAUGAAUGAUCCAUAUUUGAAUUCUGAGAUGGUACGCUACAGAAAGAGAAAAUCCGCGUUUAAUCCAAAUUUCACUAGGGAAUCUAUAAAUCAAGAAGUGAUGCCAUCUUUGAGCGAAAAUAUUGGUCCAGAGAUGUCUCGCUUGUCACAUAACAGCUCAUUUUCAGUUCCAGAGGUGAAUCGAGAAACUUACGAUAAAAUGGUUAUAGACCAAGAGUCCAAACUAUCUAUAACACAAGAGUUACGUGAACAGACGAUAGAGUGUUGGUCUUCUCACAAGCUUGAAGAGGAUAGGUCGCAUAAAAAAC